Messenger RNA from Arabidopsis thaliana (thale cress), 560 nucleotides. RefSeq lists its product as uncharacterized. NCBI's taxonomy places the organism in Eukaryota, Viridiplantae, Streptophyta, Magnoliopsida, Brassicales, Brassicaceae. The record is from RefSeq and is marked reviewed. Bases 138 to 467 code for a protein of 109 amino acids. The transcript has a single exon.
UUUCCAAAUCUGCUUCAAAGUCCCUCCUAUUCACACACUUCAUAUACAUCUUCUCAGUUCCUCCUUCCAUCCUCAAAUCCAUACAUCUCUCCCUCUCUCUCUCUCUCUCUUUCUCCCUUUCUCUAUCUACUCCAUCAAUGGCGGUUCUAGAUUCAAAGCCUCAAGAAAACAACAAAGAGAAUGUCUCACCCUCAGAGAUGGUCACGAUUGCUGUCAAAUCUCUGGAUUCCUCAUCCAUUGAUAAAGGCAAAACCCAAAUCAGAAUAAGAAGAAAAAAAUCUAGGAAGCCUCUUCAAGACAUCACCAACCUCUUUGUCUCGUCAUCACCAUUGUCCUCUUCGUUUCUGAUCCGUCACAUUCCCUCUUCUUCAUCUCUAUCACUUGAUCCCAAAUGCAUGAAGAGAAGAUCUUGUGUUUCCCUCAAGCCUGCUACUUCUUCAACCUUCUCUUGUAGAAAUUUCAGAUGAUUUUUAUAUUUUGGAAAAUGUUGUUUCCAUUUUCGAAUUUUGUAUCCCUUUUAAUUUUAUUUUAAUUAUGGGUAUAUAUCAAUACCUUGCCAU